Messenger RNA from Helianthus annuus (common sunflower), 2151 nucleotides. Its product is annotated as KH domain-containing protein At4g18375. Bases 200 to 1813 code for a protein of 537 amino acids. Gene Ontology annotation, molecular function: mRNA binding. Lineage: Eukaryota; Viridiplantae; Streptophyta; Magnoliopsida; Asterales; Asteraceae. Gene Ontology annotation, biological process: regulation of gene expression. Gene Ontology annotation, cellular component: nucleus; cytoplasm. The record is from RefSeq and is a predicted model, not a curated record. The transcript is spliced from 6 exons.
AGUUUAUUUUUUGAAGGGGCGGUCGAUGAGUUUUUUAACUACAUAUGUUCCGUGCACGUCGUUAGGAUCAAAGUCAGAAACCCUAGAUUACCAAUAUCCACUACGUCUUCAUCUCUCUUGAUUGAUUCUACCACGUUGAUUUCACCUCUAAUUCACUUUACAAGCACUGUGUGUGGGAAUAGGAAUCUAUUUGUAACACAUGGGUGGACAAAGAAAUAGUCAUGGAAAGCGUCCACACUCGCAGUCAGACUACGACGAUAAUGGAAGAAGCAAGAGAAGAAGUAACGGUGACGACAGAGGGUACUCGUCAAUUGGUUCUGAUGAUACCGUAUAUCGAUACUUAUGUCCUAGUAAAAAGAUUGGAAGUAUAAUGGGAAGAGGCGGGGAGAUUGUUAAGCAGCUGAGAUCUGAAACCAAGGCGAAAAUUAGAAUCGGUGAGACGGUUCAAGGGUGUGAUGAACGUGUGGUCACUAUCCACAGUACGAGUGAGGAGACGAAUGAUUUUGAUAUGAAUGAUGACCGUGUGUGUCCGGCAACGGAUGCUCUGUUCAAAGUGCAUGACAGAGUUGUUGCGGAUGAUCAAGCUGCUGAAGUGGAUAGUGAUCGUGAGGAAGCACUGCAAGUUACGGUGCGCCUUCUUGUGCCAUCGGAUCAGAUUGGUUGUAUUAUUGGAAAAGGUGGACAGAUAGUUCAAACUAUACGAUCGGAUACCGCUUCUCAGAUUCGGAUCCUGAAGGAUAAUCACAUUCCCGCUUGUGCAUUAAGCAAUGAUGAACUUGUGCAGAUAUCUGGCGAACCGUCUAACGUUAGAAAGGCACUUUUCCAAAUAGCGGCUCGCCUUCAUGAUAAUCCGUCACGUUCACAGCACUUGCUUUCAUCAUCAACACCUAAUGUUUACCCGUCGGGUGGUUCACUUACGGGUCCGCCCGGAGGUGCACCGUUUAUGGGUUUAACUCAACUGGUCGGUGCUUACGGUGGAUACAAGGGUGAAGGUGGUUUCUACGCGGGUCCGAGGGACGAAUCUCCGCCAAAGGAAUUUUCUCUGCGUUUGAUCUGUCCAACUGCGAACAUCGGUGGCGUAAUCGGUAAAGGCGGUGCGGCGAUUAAUCAAAUUAGACAGGAAACCGGAGCGGCUAUCAAAGUCGAUAGUUCGAAAGCAGAGGCAGAUGAUUGCAUAAUAUCUAUUUCAGCCAAGGAGGUAUUUGAAGACACGUUUUCUCCAGCUAUUGAGGCUGCGUUACUGUUGCAACCGAGGUGCAGUGAGAGAAUCGUAUACGAUUCGGGUUUUGUCUCGUAUACUACUCGAUUACUUGUACCAUCUUCUCGGAUUGGAUGUCUUAUCGGGAAAGGAGGCGCGAUAAUCACGGAAAUACGGAGAAUUAGCAGAGCUAAUAUACGAAUCAUUUCGAAAGAAGAUCUUCCGAAAGUUGCUGAAGAUGACGAUGAGAUGGUACAGAUUUCUGCGGAAAUUGACCUUGCUAAGGAUGCGCUCUUACAAGUUAUCUCACGUUUGAGGGCCAAUCUUUUUGAAAGAGAAGGGGCAAUGUCGACUGUUGUUCCGGUUCUUCCGUAUCUUCCUGUGGCACCUGAUGUCCCUGAAGUUUCGAAGUAUGAUAGUAGGGAUUCUAAAGGUCAUGGGCGAGGACAUGAUGACUUGCCUGCUAUUGAUGCGUAUGGAAGCUACACUGGCUUGCAGGGACGCAGUGGCGGUGAAGCUUAUGGAGCCUAUGGCGGUUAUUCUUCAGGACGCAGCGGUAGUUCUGGGGGAUCAAGGCAUAACCCUGCUUCUAGGUGGAGGGAUUAUAAUUAUUAAAGUGUUGGUACAGGUUAGUGAAGCCAGCUGAAGCCUGAACCUGAAGCCAGCCUAAACCAGAAGACCCGUUCAACCGGCCCACCACACCACCAGCCACCUUACAUGCUUUUCUUAAGAGGACACCUAUUUUAGAGGACCACUGUUUGAAGUAAUUAUUUUACUACUACUAUUAUUAUUGUCCAUGUCCCGACACUACUACUACUUUACGUCUUUACCAAGCUUUCAUUUCUUGAUUCCAAAGAACCUGUGCCUUGAUCAGUGUUUCCAAUUUCCAAACCUUUUACACGUUGUAAUGCUCACUAUAUUGUUGCUUUAUCAUUAGUUCUUAGUUUUUUUUA